Messenger RNA from Oppia nitens, 2005 nucleotides. RefSeq lists its product as uncharacterized. Bases 464 to 1828 code for a protein of 454 amino acids. The transcript has 2 exons. Gene Ontology annotation, cellular component: extracellular region. Gene Ontology annotation, molecular function: selenium binding. Gene Ontology annotation, biological process: selenium compound metabolic process. NCBI's taxonomy places the organism in Eukaryota, Metazoa, Arthropoda, Arachnida, Sarcoptiformes, Oppiidae. The record is from RefSeq and is a predicted model, not a curated record.
AUUAAAUUUAACAAAUAGUGACUUUGUUUUCAAUGUAUAAAUUAAAAUUAAUAAUCAUUUAUAAGUCUAAAGUUCAACGAGAGAUCCAAACAAAUAGUUGUGUUAUUAUUAAUAAUAAUUUUUUUUGAUAAAGACCUCUGAAUUUUCAAUUAGAAAUCGCAUUUGAUUUAAGUCUUUAUAAAAAGUUAGUCGAGAGAAGACUGCGCGACGUUUAUUAAGUUAUUAAUCGUUGAUUAUAAUCAAUACAAACACACUUUAAUUUACUUUUUAAUUUAUAUUUAUUACUAAAUGAUUUUAUCUAAAUAUUUUGAUUAAAUUGUUUGAUUUUAAGUGAAUUUACAAUUUUAAGCGCGAUAUGAAAUUAAAUUUGUGUAAAGUUGUUAUAUUUAACUUUUAUUUUUGUAUUGUUUAGUGAAUUUUAAUAAUAUUAAUAUUACAAAACUGGACAUUAAUCGUAUCCAAAAUGCGAUUAAUUAUAUUUUAUCUGAUGAUCACUGCUAUUGUCAUCAAUGAUAUCUCCAAAGUGUUAGUUGAAUCUAAGGUACAGUUAUGUGAGUCUUCGCCCAAAUGGACUGUCAAUAAUGGAAGAAAUAUAAUGAAGGAAUCGUUGGGAAACGUGACUCUCGUUAUACUAAUUAACGCCUCGUAUCGGUUCGGUCUUAAACAGGCAUCAAGUCUUGAAAAUAUGUUAAGAUUUCUUAAAAAGUCUGGUCUUAAAGACAUUAAUUUUAUAAUAAUUAACUCCAAAGACAAUGAAUCAAAACAAAAGUUUAAAGAAUUGUCUCAAAAGGUGUCAUUUAAUGUCUAUCAGGAAACUGACAGUGAAUUAGUUUGGACUGCAAUUGAUGGCGGAAAGGAUGAUAUGUUUAUAUUUGAUAGAUGUGGUUUAUUAAAUUAUUACAUACCGUUCCCGUUAAGCAUUGUUCACGCCCAACAACCUAUACUACAAGCGGCCCUUUUGUCGACCUAUUUUGAUAAUCCUUGCACUACAACAUGUGAUUUAAUUGCAUCAGAGACUAGUCCUUCAACGACAACCAUUAUCUCAAACUCAAGCACUGAGAUGUCAUUUAUCUCAAGGCCUGAUGAAGAGAUAAUUACUGAAAUCUUAAAUGAAACCAUUUCUGAACCAAAUAUUACCACAAUUGAUGAAUUAAAAGAUGACAAUGUAUUUAAUGUGGAAACCACUAAAACUAAUGAAUUGUUUAUUGGUGAAGAUGGCAGUGGUUCAGGAAGUGGUGAUCAACCGAUACAAGAGAUUUUAGAAUUAAAUGAAUUAAUUGUUACAAACAUUACGGGAAAUAAUGACACAAAAGAUGAAGAAGAGUGGAAAGUCUUAGAUAUUUUUAGAUCCAAAAAUAAUCGGACGGAUAAAGAAGUUUUUGAUGACAUUUAUAACAUAAGUAUCACUCAAAAUGAUUACGAUAUUCUUGAUGUUAACAAUGAGACCCAAACGACAACAAUUGAUAGUUUAGACACCAAUAAUAUUACCAAUACUACCGGUGCGACACCCAAUCAAUCGCAAGCAUUUCCUAAACGAACGCGUUUUUCAUUAUAUAAUUCUGCCGCACGCGCGAAGUGCGAGACAUUCAAUAAGUCAAUGUGUGACGAGUGGUCUACCGAUCGGUUACUUCGGGUUAGACUUUGUUGUCUGACUGAUAUGACUGCUGAUGAUGACUCCGGUUUCGGGUGCGGACACUUUGAACGAUCCAAAUGUAAUCAAAUGCUUCCUCUAAUCAAAUGUUGUCUAAAAGACUUCUCACAACUUCUUGAGAAUUAUUAUCAAUCAAUGAAAACAACUCCACAACCGCUUCGUCAACAAUGGGACUGAUUUUCAAUGCAAUUAAAUUAUUUAUAAAACUCAAAAUAAGUGUCAAAAUAUUGUACAAAAUUUAAGAUAUGAUAUUAAAAAAAUAUGAGAUUAUCAGUGAAUUCUUGCUAAUCAUAAAAUAUUACUCAUUUUUUGUGUAAAUUUCUUAUCAUAUUUUUAAAAUAACUCAUAGAUUGC